UUUGUUUGCAAACAGCUGAUGAGCUGUCAAAGUGGUCAAAGUUUUUCAGCUGCCUUUCCCGAAACCGUAUUUUGUGUGAUUCUCUCGCUGUUACUGAUUCUUGUAAAGGUGCAUACAGGGCGUGAAAAAUACUCUUACUACUUUUGUAACAACUAAAAUCAUACAACUUUCCGCACGAUGGCGAAAAACACAUCCAGCUCAGCAUUUCGAAAAAUUGAUGUCGAUCAAUACAAUGAGGACAACUUCCGGGAGGAUGAAGCGGACCAGGCUUCCAGUGGGAUGAUUGUCCCGGACGAGAAUGAAAUCACCACCCUGCUCAAUCAAGGCCGGAAUAUUGAUGCUUUGAAGGUAGUUUUACAGAAUGCUCCCCUUCUAUGUAAAAAUCAGCAAGUGAAGGACAACGCUCUAAAUUUAACGCUCAAAGUAUUACUGUCGAUCAAAUCGUCGCAAAUUGAUGCCGCCAUCGAGUCGCUGGACGAUCCGGAACUGUGCGACGUUCUGAUGAAGUACAUCUACCGUGGCUUCGAAAUUCCAUCCGAAGGCUCGAGCGGUCAUUUGUUGACCUGGCAUGAGAAAGUGUUCGCCAAGGGAGGGGUUGGAAGCAUCGUACGGGUACUAUCGGAUAGCGCCCGGGCUUAGACCAACAUUGAGGUUCCCGAUUGGCAAUAUUUCGCAUUUUUAGCAACCGAUGCAUCUUGAUUAACAUUAACUGCGUAUUUAAUAAUUCAUUGAACAUUAUACCUAUCUUAAUAUAUAUGCAAAAUAAAAUUAACGAAAAAAGCACAA
This is a messenger RNA of Armigeres subalbatus, 786 nucleotides long. RefSeq names its product actin-related protein 2/3 complex subunit 5-C (gene Arpc5). NCBI's taxonomy places the organism in Eukaryota, Metazoa, Arthropoda, Insecta, Diptera, Culicidae. The transcript has 4 exons. The record is from RefSeq and is a predicted model, not a curated record. Gene Ontology annotation, molecular function: actin filament binding. Gene Ontology annotation, cellular component: Arp2/3 protein complex; actin cytoskeleton; cytoplasm. Bases 178 to 639 code for a protein of 153 amino acids. Gene Ontology annotation, biological process: Arp2/3 complex-mediated actin nucleation; cell migration; regulation of actin filament polymerization.